ACAAUGAGCGCUCAACAGCAAGGACAGCAGAUCGAUGUUACCACACUCUCGCCAUCAGAGCUGCUCGAAGUGCGCCAACAACUGAGCCAAGAGCUCGAGCACCUCACCGCCUCCUACGGUCAGCUUCGCAGCGUACAAGCGCGCUUCAAGUCAUGCAUAGAAGCCAUCGCCAAUCUCCCUCCCGCGUCUUCAGACUCUUCAGCCACUAGCCUCAUCCCUCUCACCUCAUCGCUCUACGUCCCCGCCCAGUUGACCGACCCAUCCCGCGUCCUCGUCGAUGUAGGCACAGGCUACUACCUCGAGCGGCCGGCAAAGGCGGCCAGCGAGAUGUACAAGAGGAAGAUUGCGUUCGUUGAGGAGAACCUUGGCAAGCUUCAGGGGACCAUUGAGAGGAAGCAAGAUAAUUUGAGGACGGUUGGGGAGAUUUUGCAAGUGAAGACUGCCCAAGCUCAACAGCAACAGCAGCAAGCAGCUGCGUAGUGGGUCGAUGCUGUCCCUGGACUCCUCGCCUCGAUUCAUCCUUCAUCAUCUUGUACUACCACCGAUUGCAUUGAAUCACAGCAUAUCCCCGACUUGCUCGUAUGCUGUGCUUGUUCGCGACUCUACGUUCGUCAAUUGUAGCCUUG
Jaminaea rosea is the source of this 626-nucleotide messenger RNA. Its product is annotated as Prefoldin alpha subunit. The transcript is spliced from 3 exons. NCBI's taxonomy places the organism in Eukaryota, Fungi, Basidiomycota, Exobasidiomycetes, Microstromatales. Gene Ontology annotation, biological process: protein folding; regulation of DNA-templated transcription. The coding region runs from base 4 to 480 and encodes 158 amino acids. The record is from RefSeq and is a predicted model, not a curated record. Gene Ontology annotation, cellular component: prefoldin complex; cytoplasm.